UGGCUGCCUGCAACAGACCAGAUGCAGUAAUCAAAGCUUACAAGGUUAAGAAGCAGGCUGAGGACCGACCCAUGUCCAUGUGGAUCUCUUCUGUCAAGCAGCUGGAGCCUGUUAGACACCUACUGAGUCCCCUGCUCCUGGACUUCAUGGAGGCUGCAUGGCCUUCCUCUAUCAGCAUGGUCAUCCCCAGAGGACCAUGGUUGGACAUAUUUGGUUUGGGAGAUGCUGCCAAACACAUCGGGACUCCACAAAGCAUUGCCAUCAGAACCCCAGACUGUGCAGUAGCUACACAUCUUAUUAAUUUGGUGGGUCCAAUUGCAGUAACCUCAGCCAACCCAACAGGCGAGGCAGAUACAACUCACCAUAACCAAGUUUAUGCUAAACUGGGAAAAAAGGUUGAAGGGGUGUUGUGUGAUGGACCCUCCCCUGAGAAUAUUGCAUCUACUGUGGUUGACUGCACCAAGAUUGAAACUGGACAAAUUGGUUUCUUCAGAGUGGGCCUCAUUCCAAAAUCCAAGGUUUUCCAGAUUUUUGAGGAAGUUAAGAAUCGGCAUAGACAAGGGCAAAUAAAUCCUGCCUUUGAACAUGAUCUGGCUCCUCCAGACACCCAAACUGAGGAGAGUUUGGGACAGGAUGAAACAUCAGAAUCAGGAAGAGAAAUUGAAAACUCAACAMUCUCCACAACACAUGAGCAAAGCACAGACCUCAAUAGCGACUCCUAGUAUUUAUAUUUGGACAUUUGUGUUGCUAUCUAAAAUAUGUACUCAUGUCUUAUAAAUAAAUAAAUAUAGAAUAAAUAGAUAUAUGUAAUACAUAUCAGAACUUACAUUCAUGUAGUAAAUUUACAUUUAGUUUUAUCAGAGAGCAACAWCUCAUGUAUAUUAUAAAUUGUACUAGAAAACAAAACUUUGAAUGUUAAUAUUUACUUUUUCUGCUGUGUCAUCUUUU
Molecule: messenger RNA, 948 nt
Organism: Poecilia reticulata (guppy)
Lineage: Eukaryota; Metazoa; Chordata; Actinopteri; Cyprinodontiformes; Poeciliidae
Source: RefSeq, a predicted model, not a curated record